This is a messenger RNA of Pomacea canaliculata, 804 nucleotides long. RefSeq lists its product as uncharacterized. The record is from RefSeq and is a predicted model, not a curated record. The transcript is spliced from 4 exons. Lineage: Eukaryota; Metazoa; Mollusca; Gastropoda; Architaenioglossa; Ampullariidae. The coding region runs from base 295 to 606 and encodes 103 amino acids.
GCAGCGUGGCGGGUAGGUGGGUAAGGCCCCACAGGGCAUUGAAUAGUCAUGGGAGGAGCCACUUUUCACAUUUGGGAGCUUAUAUAAGCCCGCCUGUCAGCAUUUUCAAUAUCAGGCAGUGCGCUGGCUGUCGACCGGACAUCGUGUGUCGAGUAUGUAUGGCGGCAGUACGCGUGGAAAGACAGUCUCAUUGUUGCACCACUAUUUUGCUACGGGUGCAUCCAUGUUGCAGCCCUGUUAUAUCAUUCACCCACCAUUAAUUCGGUGUUUGUAACUGUCAAGCGAUUCAUCGCAAUGGAUUCCGAACCCAGGGGACACGAAUCAAGCCGCAGGACACAUACUGACCUAAAACCACUCAAAACUAAAUGCGAUGUUGCACAUUUUCUGGAAGCGAUCAGAGAAGGUUUUUGUUCCUCUGUGAAUCUCAGGGAGUCAGGACUAGAGGACUCUCUUAUUCAAAAUGGCGUGCUGAAGGAUGACAGUGAUGUCGAAUCAUUAUAUCAUAAUCAUUCUUCCAGGAAAGAUAAAACAAGGCGGCUGUGGUUCAUUCUACAUGAUGUUGAUCACAACAUCUUCAUCAACAAGGGCAUUGCCUGUGCUUUGUGACAAAUAUUACCACAUCAUACCGACUGAAUUUUGGAAAGGACAGUCGGAGGCCGCAGGUGAGGCAAAGGAAAAUGUCGGCGAGGCUGUCUGCUUCAGGUGUGCUGUCAAAGCGACGAGUUCGACAAGAAACCAUGUUUGACUUUCUCUUUGACUGUAAAGUAAUAACCUAUGAUGACUACAAGGAAUAUUUUUUCUCAA